AUGCCCUGUCGCUCGAAUCACACAGCGCGCAAGCAGCACUCUCUGCCAGCAGCCUAUUACCGCGGCGGGACUUCGCGCGCCGUUAUGUUCAAGGCGGACGACCUACCGGCAGAUAGAGAAGCCUGGCGGGCACCCUUUCUAGGCGUGAUCGGAAGCCCAGACGCACAGAGCGGGCGACAGCUCGAUGGCAUGGGCGGUGGUAUCUCGAGCCUGUCCAAGGUGUGCGUGGUUGGGCGGUCGCAGUUGACGAAUGACACCGCCGACGUUGACUACACCUUUGUGUCGCUUGGCGUCCGCGACGACCAUGUCGACUACUCGAGCAACUGCGGCAACAUGUCGGCGGCAGUGGGACCCUUUGCCGUCGACGCGGGCCUGGUUGAGGUGCCUGUGACUGCGGUGCCCUGCGAUGUCACGGUCCGCAUCCACAACACCAACACGGGCAAGAUCAUUCACGCCGUCUUCCCCGUUGUAGAGGGCGAGGCCGCUGCCCACGGUGACUUGGCGAUUGACGGUGUUGCCGGAACUGCGGCGCCCGUACGGCUAGAAUUUGUCCGCCCGGCCGGGUCCCGGACCGGCAAGCUGCUGCCGUCGGGCACCGCGACCGAUCUCAUCGGAGGCGUCGCCACGACGUGCAUCGACGUUGCCAAUCCUGCCUGCUUCGUGCUCGCGUCAGACCUCGGGGUCCCGGGCGACUUAACGCCGCAGCAAAUCGACGACCACCCGACGCUGCUCGCAACGCUCGACAAGAUUCGCCGCCAGGCCGGCGUCUUGAUGGGUCUCGCGCCGUCGCCGGAGGAGGUACCUGGUAGCGUCCCCAAGAUCACCAUGGUGUCUCCCGCCGAGGAAGGUUUGACGGCGCGGGCGCUGUCGGUCGGCCAGCCGCACAAGGCGAUACCCGUCACUGUGGCCUUGGCUGCGGCGGCGGCUGCCAAGCUGCCAGGCAGUACGGUAUAUCAAUGCGUACAACAUGGUGGUGAUGGCCUCGUCAUUAAUCAUGCGAGUGGCACUAUAAAGGUGGAUGCCAAGUACGACCAAGACGGAGACCUCGAAGUUGCCACCGUAUUUCGUACUGCAAGGCGGCUGAUGGAAGGGAAGAUUUUCUGGAAAUAG
Pestalotiopsis fici W106-1 is the source of this 1110-nucleotide messenger RNA. RefSeq lists its product as uncharacterized. Bases 1 to 1110 code for a protein of 369 amino acids. The record is from RefSeq and is a predicted model, not a curated record. NCBI's taxonomy places the organism in Eukaryota, Fungi, Ascomycota, Sordariomycetes, Amphisphaeriales, Sporocadaceae. The transcript has a single exon.